Manis javanica (Malayan pangolin) is the source of this 2271-nucleotide messenger RNA. It is a transcript of the gene SLAMF6, whose product is annotated as SLAM family member 6. Gene Ontology annotation, cellular component: membrane; external side of plasma membrane. Lineage: Eukaryota; Metazoa; Chordata; Mammalia; Pholidota; Manidae. Gene Ontology annotation, biological process: T cell activation; T-helper 17 cell lineage commitment; positive regulation of type II interferon production. The record is from RefSeq and is a predicted model, not a curated record.
AGAGCCAGUUUCAGUUUCUGACAGAAUGGUGAAGGAUGCUGCCUGCCCGGAGGUCCCCGCUGCCAGUCUGCACCGCCGAGCAUGAACUGGCUGUUCCCGCCCUUCGCACUGGUCUUCUGCCUCGGCCCAGGGAACACAGUUCCACAAACCAGCUCAACCCCGCUGAUGGUGGCCGGGGUUCUGGGGGAGGCCGUAACUCUUCCCCUGCAGCUUUCUGCAGGACGGGAGACUGAGUACAUCACCUGGCUUCACAAUGGAACAUCGAUCGUCUUCAUACAGGUGAACCAAGUGGGAAGUCCUCAAAUCAUGGUGACCGACCCACGACGGAAAGAUCGGCUGCAGGUCACUCAGUCCUACUCCCUGCAGCUCAGCAACCUGAUGAUGGCAGAUACGGGAACUUACCGCGUCCAGAUGGGCACAAACACCUCCAUAUUGUUUUCUGAUUCCACGCUGAGGAUCUUCAGGCGACUGAGGAACUUACAGAUUGCCAGUCAUCCUCAGUUGUAUGAGAAUGGAACCUGUGAGAUCCACCUGACCUGCUAUGUGGAGAAUCCAAAUGACAAUGUCUCACUGAGGUGGCAGGCCUCAGGAAACACACUUUCAAGUGAAGCGAACCUCACUAUCUCCAGGUACCUUAAGAAUUUCAGUGAACAGAACUACACCUGCAUAGCUGAGAAUCCUGUCAGCCAUUUAUCCUCCUCUGUCUCUGCCCGGAGUCUGUGCAAAGGUGUUUUGAAUAAGAACUCUCAAUACCUGGGUACCAGUUGGAUUAUAAUUAUGGUUGUGGUUAUUUUGAUAUGUUUAGCCAUCUUUGUGUCACUUUUGCUUUGGAAGAAAAUAUCAGCUCUCUUUCAUUCAUGGACUUGGCGACCCCAGAGUUCUGCGGGGACCACGGGGAGCUCAGGGUACACUUCAUUCUCUCCGGGGAACACCGUGUACGCACAGGUCGCUCACCUGAACAGGAAUGUGGAUAUCCCAACACCUGUGAAAAGCAAUGAUUGCUCUACAAUUUACUCCAUAGUUUAUCAUCCCAAAGAGGGCAACUGCCAUUAACAGCAUCACCUAAGGUCUCAAAGGAUCCUCUCCUGAUCCCAUGAAAGAGGACAGAACUUGGUUUCCGCCUGGCAACAGAAUGAAUACCUAGAUGAUCAUUUCCAGUCCUUCGGACUUGAACCUACUUACCUAGGUCAACAUCUAAGAAAAAUCAUCAUGUCCAGAAUGUAUCCAAAUAACAUUUUCAAAUCCUCUCCUAGCCAAAACACGCUUUGGAUAACACACAUGGAUAUUGACUUUCUCUUUGGUAACAAAUGGAGUUACGGCUGAUAGAGACAUUGUAACUCAGAGGCAGCCACCUCUCUCCUUUCAGCAAGCAGCAGGACUGCGACUCAUGGGGUGAGAGUGUGCUGUUACGAAUUGUCUCUGGUGUUGGACAGGCCGUGCUCAAAUAUACAUACAUAAUUUACUAGACAUGUUACCUAACCUCUUGGAGCUUUGGUCUCCUAGACUGAGAAAGGAUGGUAAUGCAGCAGCCCUGUUCCUCAAACCAGCAACCUGAGGUAUCUUCAACUUCAGCUUCUCCAUCACCAGGCCUGUUGGACUCUUAUCUUGAAAUACACGUUGGGUCUAUCCAUUUCUCUCCAAAUCUCCAACCAUCAUCCUCUAUCUAACUAUCAUCAUCCCAAACCUGAAAUGUAUAAUAAACUCCCCAACUCUCCCCAACUUUUGCUCUUGUGUCCUCCAAACCAUUCACCACAAGACAGAGUAAUAUUUUUUAAUACCAGUCAUGUGCUUAAAACUCUGCAAGACAGUCCAGUGCCCGUGGAAUGAAACCAUGUCCCCACGGCCCUGGGUGGGCUGGCCCAUCUGGAGCCUCAGCUAUGGCCACCCUCCCCUGUCUCUGUUUAUUCUUCGUGAUCUUCUCUCAGCAGCUCUGUCAUAGAAAAGAGCUCUAGGGCAGAGUCAUUCACAUCUGCCUAAAGGCCCCUCCUCUGUCUGCCUGGUUCCUCCGUAUUCUUUAGGUCUCAGCUUGCAUCAUCACCCUGUAAGAGCGGCUGCAGGCCCCUCAGUCUAAACAGGAUCCCUUACUGUUCUGCCACGCCUUCCAUGGCAUUUAUCACAUCAUUAAAUAUUUAUUUGUAUUUGUUUAAUGUUUGUUUCUCCUACUAUACUGUAAGCUUUGCAGGAGCAGGGACCGUGCCAAUUUGUUUGUCACUGCAUCCCUAUCACCUGUCACAGUAUCUUGUUCAUAAAUUGUUCAAUAAACAUUUUUAA